AUGUCCGGGUUCAAGGACAUCGUCAAGAACGGAUGGCACCCCGAAAAGUCAGGCUCCUCCAUCAGAGGCUCAGUCUCAGGGCUGAUGGGUCGCAACAAAGACUCGCCUUCCUCGUCAGAGACGCCCAGCCGCGUCGCCCGCCCUCUCUCCCAGCUCAAAGACCCGGCAACCUUCGCCCCGCCCCCGAAGCGUACCGGCUCUGGCCUCGCGCCUGCUCCUCCUCCCGUGUCGACGAAGCGCCAGGUGGUCACCAGCCCCUCGAAAUACCUGGACCCCCGCGCCGAGCCUGCCGCCGAGCCGCCGGCCCACGGCGAGGAAUCAAGGUCGUCGCCGAGGCCGUGCAGCGGAAGCACUACCGGCUCUUCGGCGACGCGUAAUCUGCCAAAGCCGCCGGGCAGGAGGGACGGAGCUGAUGGGAGGAGCCCGGCCCCACCCUGCGAUGAGGCGAUCCGGAACCCUCCCGCGGCAACGGCCCUCCCGCCCAGCCUGCCUCCGCGAUUACCGCCCAGGGGCAACACCUUCACCACCGCCGCCAGUUCCCCGUGCGCAAAUGCCAGGAGCGACUCAGACAGGGCUGCAGGUCAGACUUGGCUGAACCAGAACGCCGUCAGUGGCCUUGGCGCCGCGGGUGUGAAUGUCCCGGCUUUGGGCAUCGGUCGUGAGGGCUCCACAAACAACCACGGCAUCCCUAGCCCCUCUGCACCAGCGCAGCCUUCCUCUGGCUCUGCGAGCCUGGGAGCCCAGGUCAACCAGCUGCAAGCAAGAUACGCAGGAAUGGGCACUCCGUCAGCAAGCUCCACGGACGCUAAACCGCCUGCCGAGGGCACAAGCUGGGCACAGAAACGGGCAGCUCUCAAAACCGCGUCCGAUUUUCACAAAGAUCCGUCGUCCUUAUCCUUGGCAGACGCUAAGCUCGCAGCUAGCACUGCCAACAACUUUCGACAGCGUCACGGAGACCAGGUUGCUUCAGGGAUCAAAAUGGCCAAUGGCUUGAAGCAGAGAUAUGGUGUCAUGGACGAGACCGGAGCCUACAACAACAGCUCGCCGAAACCAAAACCCAAACCACAAUUUCAAUCGUCAUCGUCGCCGCCGCCUUCGCAAGGCACAGUGCGGCCAUGCACUGACCAUGUAAACAGCGACACCACAGCUGCGGCGUUGGAGCAGACGGGAAAGAAACGACCUCCUCCGCCCCCCAAAAAGAAGCCAGGUCUUUCCACCGCUCCUCUGAAGCACCCUCUACCGUCACACGGAGAUGAGCCUCCACCCGUGCCACUAUCGACGAGGCCGGCCUUUUGA
This is a messenger RNA of Ustilaginoidea virens, 1296 nucleotides long. RefSeq lists its product as uncharacterized. The record is from RefSeq and is a predicted model, not a curated record. NCBI's taxonomy places the organism in Eukaryota, Fungi, Ascomycota, Sordariomycetes, Hypocreales, Clavicipitaceae. The transcript has 2 exons. The coding region runs from base 1 to 1296 and encodes 431 amino acids.